AUGCGCGUCAAACGCACCCCGACUGGUCAGAUCCGGAGCGGCAGCGUCUACAAUAAAGUCUUCGCCAAUCCCAAGCUACUCGACCUAAUCCUCGACCACAUCCCACCACUCGCACUCUACCCAAUCCGAAACCUGAACAUUACCUUCAGAGAUGCAAUCAACGAAGAGAAGUACAGCACAGCGAUGCUCCUCGAGUUGCCCAGGGAUCCCAGCGUACAUCCUCUUGUCGAGAACCUGGAGAAUUUCGGAAUCAACAAGGCACUCUCCCCAUUCUCCAUCGCAUCCAUCGAGGGCAGCGCUGAUGCAGAUCUCCAAAUCUCCGUCCGCAUCAACGAGGAUAUGCCGCUCUAUCGAGAUGAAGGUGCCGAGUACUAUCACGUCAAGAAGGGAAAGGAGGAGUUCUGGAUCCCGAGCGGCAGAGUUCCGAAGAUGCAUAAGAAGACAUUGGGUACUUCGUGGCGUCAGUUCAUGGUCAAGGAGGAGCGUGGCGAGGUUCAGAUUCAGAUUGGACUGGUUAAUGAGGGGAUGCCACUCAAGGAGAUCAGCACGACUUUGAUCGGUGCACGUGUUACGCUUGGCAUGGUGGUGGAUGCGGUUGCCGUUAGAAAUGGCAGGUACAGGUCGAUGAAUGUUUGA
Molecule: messenger RNA, 636 nt
Organism: Fulvia fulva
Lineage: Eukaryota; Fungi; Ascomycota; Dothideomycetes; Mycosphaerellales; Mycosphaerellaceae
Exons: 1
Coding region: 1-636 (211 amino acids)
Source: RefSeq, a predicted model, not a curated record